Molecule: messenger RNA, 231 nt
Organism: Acaulospora morrowiae
Lineage: Eukaryota; Fungi; Glomeromycota; Glomeromycetes; Diversisporales; Acaulosporaceae
Source: the annotation of a GenBank genome assembly
UCAAGUUCGUCUGAACCAGACACUGGCAUUAGCCAGUUUUCAUUGGUCAAAAGAUCGCCGACAUGGAAUAAUUGUGCUACUAACUGUUACAUACAUACAGUGUGGGACAAAAAAACUGUCACAAAAUUAUACAUCACAGAUUUAAGUCUAGAGCGCCCGAUCCACGACAUAUCUUCACACCGUUACAUACAGACGAUCAUGAAGCCACAAUUGCUAUUAAAAAUGUUCUAG